This is a messenger RNA of Drosophila ananassae, 540 nucleotides long. RefSeq lists its product as uncharacterized. The transcript has a single exon. NCBI's taxonomy places the organism in Eukaryota, Metazoa, Arthropoda, Insecta, Diptera, Drosophilidae. The record is from RefSeq and is a predicted model, not a curated record. The coding region runs from base 1 to 540 and encodes 179 amino acids.
AUGACUUCAAGUUCGGCAUCAAAUAUCAUCGAGUCCCGAGAUCGUGAUGACAGGGGAACGCGUCCCUACCAAGAGGAACUCCUAAGCCUGGUCAUGUCCACGUUUGACCCGAUUGGAUUCCUGAGCUGCUACACGGAGAUCGGAGACGUGCAGGCGCAUUUCAUAAGCUCCAAGACGAAAUGCGCUCCGAUGAGGACUAUGUCGAUCCCGCGACUGGAACUUCAAGCAGCAGGAUUGGGCACGAGACUGAUGGACACCGUCAAGCAAGAGCACGGUGUGGCGAUCAGCAGCUGCGUAUUAUGGACGGACUCUAAGACUGUGUUGCACUGGAUAAGCAGCACCCACCGGAGAUACAAGCAGUUCUUCGGUAACCGGGAGGCGGAGAUCUUGGAACCCACGGAGGCGUCCCAGUGGAGGUGGAUUCCGUCGGGCGAAAACGUGGCAGACGACGCGACGAGGCCGCGCAAGGCCGUGGACCUGAGCAUCGGUUCGCGAUGGCUAAGCGGUCCACCAUUUCUACGAGGACCAGAGGAAAGCUGA